Messenger RNA from Botrytis sinoallii, 768 nucleotides. RefSeq lists its product as uncharacterized. The coding region runs from base 1 to 768 and encodes 255 amino acids. NCBI's taxonomy places the organism in Eukaryota, Fungi, Ascomycota, Leotiomycetes, Helotiales, Sclerotiniaceae. Gene Ontology annotation, biological process: RITS complex assembly; regulatory ncRNA-mediated heterochromatin formation; regulation of transcription by RNA polymerase II. The record is from RefSeq and is a predicted model, not a curated record. The transcript is spliced from 3 exons. Gene Ontology annotation, cellular component: SAGA complex.
AUGGCUAGCAGGAGAGUUUCCGUCGCGAGUGACGAUGAUUCAACUAUCAAAGUCGCGCCCAAGAGAGAACGAGGAGGAGGCGAUAAGUUAUUAGGCACUAUUAAAUUAAAGAAACAACCUCCGAAGCACAAUAAGCCUGGCAAUUGGAGAGAAGGAAGUAUUAUUGAUGUCGACGAGAAGAAGAAAGGAACAGAUACACCAAUCGCGAAUUCGAUUCCAAGUCCUGGCCCUGUAGUUAAUAUGUUGGAUGAUGCCGCGCUUGAAACAUUUGCUACAGGCAGACCUUUAGAAGAUGACCCCGAUUUACAAGUUUGUAAGCAUUGCAAGAAGAGUGUAUUGAAGACCGCAACAGUUUCGCAUGUAAAAGCAUGUUUGAAUGCGAAGAGAGUCAAAUUGUUAAAGAAGAAGGAGGCGAAAGAAGCUAGGGAUAAGGUCAAAAAGAAAUUGGCAAAUAAAGAUGUCGAUGGAGAUGGAGAUACAAAAAUGGGCAGUGAUGAUGAUGACGAUGAUGAGGAGAAGGGCCCGGGUGGCUUCAAGAGUUCGAAGAAGAGCGCGGGUAAAAAUAAUGGGGAUGCGAAGGGCAAGAAGAGAAAGGCAGAUGGCGAGGGAGAAAAGGGUCCAAAACAGAAGAAAAAGAAGGAAGAGCCAAAACCAAAGGCUCCGAACCAAAGGUAUGCAUUUUUGAUCUCCGAAGCUAUAAUCGCUUCUAUUUCAUAUUUUGGCGGGGUAAUGGGGAAGACGGCGGAGGCAGGUAGUGGAAGCGUCUAA